Messenger RNA from Arxiozyma heterogenica, 3006 nucleotides. RefSeq lists its product as uncharacterized. The transcript has a single exon. Lineage: Eukaryota; Fungi; Ascomycota; Saccharomycetes; Saccharomycetales; Saccharomycetaceae. The coding region runs from base 1 to 3006 and encodes 1001 amino acids. Gene Ontology annotation, cellular component: ubiquitin ligase complex. Gene Ontology annotation, molecular function: ubiquitin-ubiquitin ligase activity. The record is from RefSeq and is a predicted model, not a curated record. Gene Ontology annotation, biological process: protein polyubiquitination; protein monoubiquitination.
AUGCCAAACAAUCAGGAACUAGUAAAACCCCCGUUAAGAGCUGCACACUCAGCUACAGACACUUCGAGGUUAAGAGGUAGAACUCGACAGGUAAGACAUAUUAAUUCGACUAAUGGAAAUUUAGGAUUACAACAAGGUUUAUCUUCAAAUGUGUCUAAUCCAGCAUCAUGGAUUCGAAGUGCAUCCACCUCAAGUUUAAGAAAGUUAAAGCAAUCUUCUGUUAGUCAUUCUCCUGCUAGGUUUAGUCAUAUUUCAUCAGGUAGCAAUCUGGACUCAUUAAUGGCAUCUGGAACACAUUCUGAUAUUUUAAUUACAAAAUUAAAUCCUUCUUCACCUAGCUUAUCGCCUAUAAGAACCCGUGGAAUAUCUUUAGAGCCUGUGCAUAGAGGAAAUGGUGCUUUGACGUUGAUUGAUCAAGAAAUUCAAGAAGAGGACUCUGAGGAUAUGAUAUUAUCGUCUGAUGACGUUGAAGAUGAUGUGGUAUUGGACGUUCUACCGUCUUUUGAGUUAUACAAUACCCUACAUAGACAUAUUCCACAAGGUAAUGUGAAUCCAGAUAUUCAUGAUUUUCCCCCAAGUUAUGGUGAAGCAUCAAACAAUAGUAAUGGGAUAUCAGCUACAAGAAAUUCAAGCACAUCCACUCUAAAUUCUGGUAGGUUACAAAUACCUACUUUAUAUGUUACAUCUGAGUCAAAUACAUCAAUUGACAAUAAUAGCACAACAAAUCACAUUGCACCAUUAGGUACACAGCAAUAUAGAAUUAAUCAUGGCCGAUCAUCCAGCACAAUUAAUGAGUCAGGUGGAGAGAGUGAUGCGGCUGGUAUUGAAGACGAUUUAAAUGAAAAUGAAAAUGUCUUUAUUGAUAAAUUGUACACGUUACCCAAAAUGAAUUGCUCAGUAGAAAUUGAAAUCAGAGUCACAAAACAUCCAUCUUUACCACCUCUUAAAUCAGAAAAUGAGUAUAUGUUGAAGGAAUACACUUCAGGAGAUACUGUUCAUGGUUAUUGUGUGAUUGAAAAUAAAUCCAAUCAACCUGUGAAAUUUGAAAUGUUGUAUGUAACGUUGGAAGGUUAUAUAUCUGUUGUAGAUAAACAAAAAGGAAAAAGGACGGUGAAACGGUUUUUGAGAAUGGUUGAUUUAAGUGCAUCUUGGUCGUAUACUAAUAUUGAGUUGGGCACUGGUUUAAAAUAUAAAAGUUGGGGUAUUGAUUCAGAUAACUCUAUUUUAGGUUUAAAUAAUGAUAGAAUCUUGGAGCCUGGUGUAAAACAUAAGAAGUUUUUUGUUUUUAAGUUUCCAACCCAAUUAUUAGAUACGACUUGUAAACAUGAAAUCUUUUCACACUGUCUCCUACCCCCAAGUUUAGGAGUUGAUAAAUACAAGAAUCAUUGUAAGUAUGCUGCCAUUGACAUCAACAAUACGUUAGGUUGUGGGCAUUUAGCUAGUAAAGGAUCACCUAUUGUAACUUAUGAUAUGGCUGGUAGUGAUAUAUCUAUUAACUAUACAGUGGAUGCAAGAAUUGUUGGGAAAGAUCCUAAGACACAAAAACUAAGUUUGAUAAAAGAGAGUGAAUAUAACAUACGAUUUAUUCCAUUUGGGUUUCAUUCUACAUUUGUUGGAGAACGUACUCCAUCUUGUCAACUAAAGGAUUUGAUGUCGUUAGUUGAGGAAAGAUUAGAUAUAUUAAAGACUAUAUUUAAACGACUAAAUCAUGAUGAAGUUAUCAAAAACUCAGAUAUACAUGGCACAGAGAUUGCUGAUACGAUAGAUGUAGAUGCUGAAUUAGAUGCUGAUGAAAUGUUGGCGAGAAAGCUGGAUCAGCUAAAUAUCAAUAAUAAAGCAGGUUCCAAUGUAAAUGUUAUAAGUUCUUCCGUGUUCGAUGAUAUUAAGAAAUUUGAACCUGACCAAGAUGUUAUUGAGACAGAGUUAAAAUAUAAAAUAAAAAGUAAAUCGUCAUCUAAAAUCAAUUUAUUUUCAGGAUUUUUAUCUGGUGGGUCGCAUUCCAAUGUGUCUUCUGCACAAUCUUCUACUACAUCGUUAGCCUCAUUAAGUAGUCAACCUACUGACAAACGUAAGAAAUCAGACAAAUCGGGUCUUAUUGUGUUGUCCACUUCUACUCCAGUUAAAGCAUUACCCUAUCAUUCUCCAUUAAUAAUACAAAAGACGAACAACAUGGAUAAAAAAUCAAAGCAUUCUCAAGAAAAUUGGGUAAGAAUGACAGAAUCGUUACCUAAUGAAGAAAGAGAAAAGCUGACAAGUUUAAAGAUCCAUGUAUCGUGCAUGCAAUCUAAUAAUACUAUUGGGCAUGAUCCACCAGAAAUUCAAUCAGUGACUACAGAACUGAUUGCAAUAACGGCUAAAUCUGAGAAUUCUAUUCCAAUUAAAUUAAGUAGUCGGAUGUUGUUAGAUUCUGUCAAGCUUGCUUCAAUUAAUAGUACUUUUAAAGGAUACAUCACUCAAAUCGAGGAUUAUUAUAACAUAUUCAUGGAUAAUAAAGAUAAAAUCAAUGAAUUGUACAAUAAGCAUCGUGACAUAGCCAAUGCUGUGGAAUUGAAGUUUUCGGAUUUCAUACCGAAUCAACUUUAUAGUAAUAUUGAGAGUUUGGCACAUCUAACUGUAAAAGUUGAUACAAUGGGAGAAGUUUUCAAAAAACAAUUAAGUACAUUAAAGGAGAAAGAGCAUCAUUCUAGUAGUCUAAGUCUUGCAUCUAAGCAUACCAAUUCUAAGGUUCCCAUAACUGGUUCGGCGUCUAAUGGAUCAUAUGUAAAAACUCAUAAUGUUUCAAGACCUUCAGAAGAAAUAUUUGGUCAUUGGAUCAAGAAAGGUGAUUCUCAUUACGAACGUGAAGUUAAUGUUAGAUUAGAGUUUACAAAUAAUUUACUACUUACAUUGGUACCAAGCUUUGAGAGUUGUAUUUGCAGUAGGUUUUACUGUAUUAGAGUCACCAUUAAGUUCCACCAUAUUGGAAGUUCAAGUAUUGAUAUUCCUGUCAGUAUAAAGCAUUUUUAA